GUUCCACCACUGACUUUAUACGAUGGCUGUGUGCUGCUCUCACAUUCGUAACGAAUUCAAGUGGAAGAAGUUUUGGCUAAGUGAUGUUCAUCCAUCCAGAUUUGCAAUGUUUCAGUGGCGCCUGCCUCCAAUCGCCUACAUCCUAUAUAGACUGGUCAUUGCAGCCUAUGCAGACUUCUGGUUGAUCUACACUGCCGUGGACUUUGCCUCCGUGGAAACGGGAGACGGGGUAUAUGCCUGGCCAGUAUAUCUUACUAACUGGACGUACACAAUGCUAUGCUUGUACCUCACACUGCAUGCACUGACCUCGGUCAUCUUCUUGUGCACAAGACCUGUCGUACUUUGGAGGAGGAUCUCAGUAACGGAACAUCGAGCUUUGUUUAAGGAACUAGAGGUAUAUCCAAGUCUCUGGGGCGACUCUUAUGAGCAGAUACCAAGUCAUGAUAAUGAGGAAAGGGAGCUAAUGUAUGGAGAAACAUCUACAAGAACCAAUCUCAUGCCUAUGUACUUCAAAUUGGUUUGGAUCCUCUUGAAUAUUAUGUCUUCAUGCUCAAUAAUGGUCACUUUGAUAUUUUUUAUCUUUCUGUGGCCCCAAAUGGACACUGAUAAUCAACCCAUAGAUUUGGACAAUCUGCAGCUACAUGGCAUUAACUCAGUAAUUGUGUUUCUGGAGUGCCUUUUGACUGCAGCUCCUGUACACUUACUACACUAUGUUUAUCCCUUAAUUUAUGGUAUAGUGUACCUUCUCUUCACUGCUAUCUUUUAUGGUGCUGGAAACAAGCACCCUAUUUAUCCUGAUGUUUUGGACUGGAAUUCGGACAAACUUGGACAGACAAUGAUCAUGGUAGUGGUGGUAGGUUUUGUGAUAUUACCUCUACUACAGGUAUUUUUCUUUAUCAUCUAUAAAUUGAAGAUAUGGGUGUUUAAUUGUGUAUCAUCCAUAGAAGCAUCAGGUGAUUAAUGCUGACUAGGAUGCUUGUAGUGUUUAAGCUGUCUUCAGAACUAUUGAAAGUUGUAGGUAUUUCAGUCCUUAGUACAUGUGUCCAGGGGACCUAAUUACCAUUUCUUGUACUCAAAACACAGUACAUCAUAAAUAAGUAGCUAUAUAGGUAUAGAAUUGUGUAUAAAACACACUGUAUUGCAGUACAUCUGUUAUGUAUUAGAAAAGUCUUGGUGGAAAUUUAAAGAAAUUUAAUAUACAUUUUUUAAGGAUCCUGAAGCACACUAUACCAGUUUGAGAAAAAAAAUUAGGUACUUCACAAAUUUUUGUAAUUCUAUUUGAGUUGCAUUGAUCUCCCUUUAUUACAAUGUCAUCAUUUCCAGGGAACAUUUGAUUCUGGAGUAGGUUUUAAUCCCAAAGUAAGUUUUAACACUUUUUAGAAUGGACAUAUCUAUUCAGAGACCUGUAUAAGAAUCUUAUAUAGUUCUCUGAUCUGUUGUAAUCCCAAAGUAAGUUUUAACACUUUUUAGAAUGGACAUAUC
Messenger RNA from Ylistrum balloti, 1482 nucleotides. RefSeq names its product protein rolling stone-like. Gene Ontology annotation, cellular component: membrane. NCBI's taxonomy places the organism in Eukaryota, Metazoa, Mollusca, Bivalvia, Pectinida, Pectinidae. The record is from RefSeq and is a predicted model, not a curated record. The transcript is spliced from 2 exons. The coding region runs from base 23 to 961 and encodes 312 amino acids.